Danio rerio (zebrafish) is the source of this 1735-nucleotide messenger RNA. It is a transcript of the gene igfbp2a, whose product is annotated as insulin-like growth factor binding protein 2a. Gene Ontology annotation, molecular function: insulin-like growth factor I binding; insulin-like growth factor binding. Gene Ontology annotation, cellular component: extracellular region. Gene Ontology annotation, biological process: angiogenesis; negative regulation of developmental growth. The record is from RefSeq and is marked provisional. Lineage: Eukaryota; Metazoa; Chordata; Actinopteri; Cypriniformes; Danionidae.
GAACACUGAUAGGAGCCGCAGCAGCUCCAGUUAGCCGUCACCUGUCCGAGUGCGCUUCUUACCUGCACAAGUUAUUCCUCCGAUUUUUAGACCUUUUAUAUCGUGGACACGAUGUUGUCCUAUGUGAGUUGCGGCUUGUUGCUGGCAUUGGUGACUUUUCACGGUACCGCUCGCUCAGAAAUGGUGUUCCGCUGUCCGAGCUGCACCGCGGAGCGCCAGGCGGCUUGCCCGAUGCUCACGGAGACGUGCGGAGAGAUUGUGCGCGAGCCGGGCUGCGGCUGCUGUCCCGUGUGUGCCCGACAAGAGGGUGAGCAGUGCGGCGUUUACACACCGAGAUGCUCCAGUGGUCUGCGGUGUUAUCCCAAGCCGGAUUCGGAGUUGCCCCUGGAGUUGCUGGUUCAAGGGCUCGGGAGAUGCGGACGUAAAGUGGACACUGAGCCCACAGGAAGCGCAGAGCCUCGGGAAGUCAGCGGUGAGGUGCAGGACCCUUUGGAUAUUGGUCUGACUGAGGUUCCUCCAAUAAGGAAGCCCACCAAAGACAGUCCAUGGAAAGAGAGUGCAGUUCUUCAGCACCGCCAACAGCUGAAGUCUAAGAUGAAGUACCACAAAGUAGAGGACCCUAAAGCACCACAUGCUAAACAGAGCCAGUGCCAGCAGGAGCUUGACCAGGUGCUGGAAAGGAUCUCAAAAAUAACUUUCAAAGAUAACAGGACUCCCCUGGAAGACCUUUAUUCCCUGCACAUACCCAACUGUGACAAGAGGGGGCAGUACAACCUGAAACAGUGUAAGAUGUCAGUGAAUGGCUAUCGUGGCGAAUGCUGGUGUGUAAAUCCACACACAGGACGUCCCAUGCCCACCUCUCCACUGAUAAGAGGUGAUCCAAACUGCAACCAGUAUCUUGACGGUCAAGAGAUGGAUCCAUCUGUCGACCCUCCAAACUAGAAGUGUCCCGAACCUUCCCAUCCCUUACCCUCUUGCCCUUUAAGCCCCUAGAGGAGUCAGUGUUUUACACUCUCUAAACAAGCUACAAUUAUAUCUUAAGUGUGUGUAGACAUGUCUGCGCUUGUAGGUUUGAGAAACUUUACACAAAACAGUAUUGUUACAGUUCAUGUACUGCUCUAUCUGAACUGAUCCUACCCAUUAAAUCUAAGCUAAGAGAUUAAAUAUGACCAGAGGACUGAUGUUAGCAGGCUGAUACUACUAAUACUACUUGUCCUAUAGAAUAUUAACAAGAGAUGUGUUUUUAACACUUUCACAUACUUACAGUAGUAGGUAUCUUGUGCUAAACAUGAUGUACACUGUUAUUUUUCUUUCACGAAGUUGCUGGUGCUAUUUGUUUCAAUACAGAAAGUAGGGUGCACCUUUCACACUGCACAGAACAUGGUAAGGAAAAGGUUUGUUUUGGAUAGGACAGUGUUCUGCUAAUAAACUAGUAAGCUAGUGCCUUCCUUCAAAUGGGCUACACCGUUUGUAAUAAUUCAUUUGAGGUUCUGUUACAAUUGCAAGUAACUACUUCCACCUGGUGGUGACACUAAGGAAGAGAAUGCAUAAUUCUGAAUAAAACCUGCUGCAGAAGUGUUAAACAGAUUUGCUCCUAACUGUUAACUAUUUCAACUACACAUUGUGGUUUGUGCAAACUGAAUAAACAGUUUAAUCUUUCUGUUAGAUGCCAUUGUCGCUUGCUAUUUUGGACCCUGUGUUUUUCAUGUACAAAAAUAAAGAAGUUAUUUCAAGA